CUCGAGCCAACCGGCGAGCUGCUGGCUGCGCGUGGGCAGUUACGAAGCCACGUUGGGAGCCGGAUGAAAACGCUGAGUCGCGCCGGGGGACGGCUUGGGUGGCUCUGGGGUAGUUUGCCGCGUCAUGGCCUCCUAUUUCGAGGAGCACGACUGCGAGCCGGGUUCCGGGCCGCCGGAGACGCUGCAUCGCCGGGCGCUGUUGGAGCUAGCUAGGUCUCUGUUCCACGGCCUGGAGCUUGAUCUGGGCUCCUUGGAGGACGGCGACUGGGCACAUCGGCUUCCUCCCCCAGCUUCCAGGCGAGUCGUUGAGAACCUCCCUGUGGUGCAAGUGACCCCGCUGCAGGCAGGUGCAGGGUUGAAGUGUCCUAUAUGCCUGCUUGAAUUUGAGGAGGAUGAGGUGGUCAGAAAGAUGCCGUGUGAACACUUCUUCCACAAAGACUGUAUCCUUCCCUGGCUUGGAAAGACCAACUCCUGUCCCCUCUGUCGUUAUGAACUGCCUACUGAUGAUGAACUAUAUGAGGAGUUCAAACAGGACAAGUUGCGGAGGGAGCAGCAAGCACAUCGGCUGGAGUACCUUCAUGGGGCAAUGUACACAUGACACAUCCUUUCCUCUUGAGCCUUCCCUACUCCCCCCCAGCACAGGGGGAUUACCUACAACCACUUUCAUGGCUGGCAGGGACCAGGAUGCUCUUGGCACAGUAUUCCUCCUCUUCCUGUAUCUGGCCAUGGGCUUGUCCCACAGAAAUGCUGCCUUCUUCCAGGAGUCCAGAAAUAAAUUUCUCCAUGCUUAUUAAA
Heteronotia binoei (common prickly gecko) is the source of this 795-nucleotide messenger RNA. It is a transcript of the gene RNF181, whose product is annotated as ring finger protein 181. Bases 125 to 598 code for a protein of 157 amino acids. Gene Ontology annotation, molecular function: ubiquitin protein ligase activity. The record is from RefSeq and is a predicted model, not a curated record. NCBI's taxonomy places the organism in Eukaryota, Metazoa, Chordata, Lepidosauria, Squamata, Gekkonidae. Gene Ontology annotation, biological process: protein ubiquitination. The transcript has 5 exons. Gene Ontology annotation, cellular component: cytoplasm.